UAUAAUUGGGGUAAGUAGCUGCAGGGUGCAGGGUGGAUUCUUUUUGGCCAACCCAACAAUGCGACUUCCAAGACUCAGUCAAGGGUGUGUUUAUUUGAAAAGAUAGUCACGUUACGGGAAUAGUCUACACAGUCGACUUAAAAUGAAGAUUCUUAACAACCAUGAAAUACGGAUUGCCGCACAACUGCUGGUAAAGCAUAUACCAAAAAGUUUAAAGGUAUAUGGAUUUCUGUUCGCUCUGAACAGAACCGAAGGGAGUAGACCUCAUACGGUGAUCUCAGUGGACGCCUGGCCGGAGAUGAACGUCAUCGUCAGCCGUACCCAAACCGAGAACAAGAGAGAUCCAAAGGAACGGGUUUUAUUUUUCAGCAAGGAUAAGCAGAUUUUAUCGACUAUUUUAAAGGAACAUGACGUCGUUGACUGGACUGCUUCUCUCAGUUUUGCAGGAAUAGACAACUCUUAUUCUCCACUGUUGAAAGACAUAUCCUCUCAAAGAGGCAGCAGCUUCAGGAGCCUAUGUCAUGCGCAUCUAUUACAUUUGACAGAUUUGGAUUCCCUGCUCUCAACAGAACACAGUGAGGAUCACUUUAGGAUCUCCUCUUUGAACGACUCCAACGUUGAGUUGGUCAACAAAACUUGGAAGUUCGGCGGGGAUGAGGAUGGAGGCAGACGCGUCAAAAAGAUGAUUGGCAACUUUCCCUCAUGUUGCAUCAUCGAUGACCAUGGACAACCCGUUUCCUGGAUUAUACUGGAUGAUUUCUGUACCAUGGGCAUGCUUCACACGCUACCAGCACACAGGGGAAAGGGCUACGCCAAAGCCCUGGUGAGCUGCCUGGCCCGGAAACUCCAUGCGCAGGGCUUUCCAGUGUACUGCUUUGUGGAGGAGGAGAACGCAGUGUCCUACAAGCUCUUCAAGAGCCUGGGCUUUGUUGAAGAUCCUUCAUACAGGGCUUCCUGGUGGGAUUGCAACUUCUGAGGAUUUCAGUUGUGUGCUUUUUUUUUGUAUUCUCGAAUUGCUUUGAAUCAUUUCAAUUAUUUCAUAUAUGGAUUAAGUUGGGUUUCAGAUACAGCCAUCAAUGGGUUUACAUUUGACAAAGAAUUGCAUUUAUCGAGGGCAAAUGGUCGACGGCCAUGUGAAUUACACCCAUCUCUGGAAUCCAGGCAUCAAGAGGGUCUGUAGGGGAAGACACACUUUAUGACGGCAUGUCAGAGAUUGACAUUGCUCCUUGCAUACAUAAAAUACCAAAGCUUGUCUAAAAUGGCAUUCAAUGACAUGAAAUAUUUCAGUUUCAAAUUUGAAAUAAUAAAAAAAAAAAAUCAGGCAUUGAAAACAUUUGGUUAAACAGAUGUUUAAUAUUGAUGAAAAUAUUGGCCUUUAUGUAAAAAAAAUCUUCUCAUGAAUAAAAUACAACUUCAUGUCUCAGAUUAAUCUCAUCAUGGUCAAUUUCCGGUGCCCACAAAUAUCAAUUUGGUUAGGAAUGUCCAAUCUAAAAUGUUGACCUCACUCAUUCCUGCUCUCCAAAGUUCUCUAGGCUCAACAAACACUUUCACCAGAAUUUCAAAAGCUGUUUUGAGCCCAGCUGAGCUGAUGAACGUGUGCUGAGCCACACGGUAUGCCUGGCGUUAGGUCACAACAGGCCACUAAUUCCAUUGUUAAACUGAUUGAGGAGAAAGACAAUUUGGCCGGUUUAUCAAAUUGAACAUAUUUGAGCACUUAUUGUUAGCUCUUAUAGCUUUUCUGUGUUAGACAUAUAUUAUAUUAUACAAUUUCAAAGGGUGUAAAAAUGUGUAGUAAUAAGAUCCCCCAACAGAGGGCGUGGCCAGAACACAGCAUUGUGAUUAAGUCGUGUGUGUGUGUGUGUGUGUGUGUGUGUUAAAUGACAAAAAUUGUUGCGUUAUGGGAAAAGUAUCCACACAGUGUAACUAAAAUGAAGAUUCUAAACAACCAUGAAAUACGGAUCGCCCAUCGACAACUUCAGAAGCAUGUACCAAAAAGUUUAAAGGUAUGUGGACAUCUGUUCGCUCUGAACAGAACCCAAGGGAGUAGGCAUACUGUGGAGAUCUGUGUGGACGCCUGGCCAGAGUUUAACCUUAUAGUCUGCCGUCCCCAAACCGAGGGCAAGAAUGUUCCAGAGAACACGAAAUGGGUUUCAUUUUUCUGCACUGAUGAGCAGAUUCUAUCGAAUAUGUUAAAAGAAGAUGAGAUCAUUGACUGGAGUGGCUAUUGCAUGCUUGCAGGAAUAGAUGCGUCCUACAAUCAAUUGUUCAAAGAAAUAUCCUCUCAAAGAGCCAGCAGCUUCCGGGGCCUAACACGUGUGCAACUAUUACAUUUGAUAGAUUUGGAUUCCCUGCUCUCAACAGAACACAGUGAGGAUCACUUUAGGAUCUCCUCUUUGAACGACUCCCAUGUUGAGUUAGUCAACACAACUUGGAAAUUCGGAGGGGAUGAGAAUGGAAUAAGGCGCAUUAAAAAGAUGAUUGGCAACUCUCCCUCAUGUUGCAUCGUCGAUGACCAUGGAAAACCCGUUUCCUGGAUUCUACUGUAUGAUUACUGUGCCAUGGGCAUGCUUCACACGCUACCAGCACACAGAG
Molecule: messenger RNA, 2592 nt
Organism: Gadus morhua (Atlantic cod)
Lineage: Eukaryota; Metazoa; Chordata; Actinopteri; Gadiformes; Gadidae
Product: glycine N-acyltransferase-like protein 3
Exons: 9
Coding region: 143-976 (277 amino acids)
Cellular component (GO): mitochondrion
Molecular function (GO): glycine N-acyltransferase activity
Source: RefSeq, a predicted model, not a curated record